GCAGCCAACAUCAAGCGUGCUCCAAACUUGAACUAGUUCCAAAGCAGAACAAACGCAACUCGCAAAAAAAGAAGGGACAACAAAUUGUAUAUAUAAAAAACAAUGCGGGCUGAACGAUUGCCAGUCGGUCAAAUAAAGCAAUGUCACUGCGUGCACUGAGGAAACGCGAUACUCAAUUAAGCACCAGCAGCGCCGCCAGCAAAGCCAAAGCAACGCUUUUCAGGAAAGCCAACAGCACCAGCAGCAACAACAACAACAGCAACAAUAAUAAUAACAAUAACAACAACAAUUCAGCGACAACGUCACCGAAAUUUAAAAAAUCUUUAACUGUGAGAGGCGGCAGCAGUAAGCAACUGUUAAUCCAGCGUCAGCUGCUUGGACGCGCCACAUUUUCGAAUCCAGAAUUAAGGACAUUCCACAGGACCACUGCCAAUCACCUGUUGCGCAGCAAAUCGGAAGGCGAUGUCAAAACUUUAAAUCUGGCUGGCAAACCAAUUGGACGCCAAGCGGCAGCGAGCGCCAAGUCGGAGGUGUGCCUCCAGCAGAUCAGUUCGCACAGCUACGAGCCACAAAAGACGCGCAUCCAGCCGGAUAAAAUGCUGGGCGGAUCGCGUUCGUUGCGCGACUUGAGUGGCGAUGAUUUGGAGCAUUCGGGCCGCGGACCGCGACGGUUGAGCGAGUGCAGUGGCAGCAUGAUCAGUGGUCGGCGCACCAGCUCCAUGUUCACCAGUUCCAUGUCCGCCAGCCAGAUGAUGUUCGCCUCGGCCCCCGUCGAUCCCAAUGCCCCACUGCGUGUGCCAAUCAUUGGGUAUGAGGUGAUGGAGGAACGUGCCCGGUUCACCGUUUAUAAGCUGCGCGUCGAGAAUCCGGAUACGAACGAUUGCUGGCUGGUCAUGCGACGCUACACGGACUUUGUGCGGCUCAAUGGCAAGCUGAAGCAGUCAUUUCCCCAUGUGAACCUGGUGCUGCCCAGCAAGAAGCUAUUCGGCAACAAUUUCAAUGCCGUCUUCCUCGACAAUCGCGUCCAGGGACUGCAAAUGUUUGUCAACUCGAUCAUGGCCAAUGAUCAGCUGCGCAAAUGCAAACUGGUGCGGGAGUUCUUCUGCCUGGACGAGCCGCCCUCCUACUCCGAAUCCAUGGAGGAGUGUCGUGCAAUAUUUGAGGCACAGGAGGAGACCAUUGUGCACCUGAAGCUGCAGAUCCAACAUAAAAACGAUCUCAUUCUCAGUCUGCAGCAGAAGCUGCGCGAGGAGAUGAUCGAAAAGGAGCAGCUCCGCGAGGAGUUUAAAAAUAUCAACCUGGACUGCUCACAUUGCUCCUCGGCAAACGAUAGUAUGACCCUCAAAUAGUUAGGAAUGCAAUCAUGACCAGGAAUGAGCGUGUGUAUUUAUUGGUUAUUAUGCUGAGCAUAAUUUUAUAGUACACUCGACGAAAUAUCACCCAAGUGCAUAUCAUCAAAUCAGGCGCCGCCGUAAGGCUCACCCUCAACAGUGCUUUAGUAUUCAGCUGAUAAGAAAGCCCAAAUGAAAUACAAAUAUUUUUUAAUAUAUAUACAAAUGCGGGUCUCCAACUCGUUGAACAUUUUAAUUUAGUAUUAGCACAACUCAAUUUACAAUAAUAAAAUCUACAAUUAUAUACGAUUAUAAAGU
This is a messenger RNA of Drosophila grimshawi, 1649 nucleotides long. It is a transcript of the gene Snx16, whose product is annotated as sorting nexin-16. Lineage: Eukaryota; Metazoa; Arthropoda; Insecta; Diptera; Drosophilidae. The record is from RefSeq and is a predicted model, not a curated record. Gene Ontology annotation, biological process: protein targeting to lysosome; early endosome to late endosome transport; endosome to lysosome transport. The coding region runs from base 141 to 1349 and encodes 402 amino acids. Gene Ontology annotation, molecular function: phosphatidylinositol binding. Gene Ontology annotation, cellular component: early endosome; extrinsic component of endosome membrane; late endosome. The transcript is spliced from 3 exons.